Messenger RNA from Dissoconium aciculare CBS 342.82, 1668 nucleotides. RefSeq names its product AMID-like mitochondrial oxidoreductase-like protein. The record is from RefSeq and is a predicted model, not a curated record. Gene Ontology annotation, cellular component: cytoplasm. Lineage: Eukaryota; Fungi; Ascomycota; Dothideomycetes; Mycosphaerellales; Dissoconiaceae. Gene Ontology annotation, molecular function: electron-transferring-flavoprotein dehydrogenase activity; flavin adenine dinucleotide binding. The transcript has a single exon. The coding region runs from base 264 to 1451 and encodes 395 amino acids.
CAUGCAUCCUACAGGACAUGCGUCUUUGAUAAUCUCUUGGUGACGUUGCGGGACGCUCGAACCUUGUCAUGAUGUGUUUGUACUACAUUUGCACGUCCGGGAAGUGAGAGUGAAAUCCUUUGUCGCCAACUGACAGUAUUACCUUGAUUUUUUGCCCUCGAAAAUAGCUGCGUCAACAACCAAGAUCUAACUACAAUAAGACCGUAACAUCCUUACCUCAUUCAAGAAACCAAAUAUCGCAUCACCAGCCGGGCACUAUCGCAAUGGCGGAAGUUCGCAAUAUCGUCAUCCUGGGGGCUUCAUUCGCAGGGUUGGGAACUGCCCAUUAUGUCUGCAAACACAUCUUGCCCAAGCUUUCCGCCGUCGAGAACGUCAAAUAUGUCCUCCACAUCGUCAGUCCUUCGACACAUUUCUGGUGGAACAUAUCUGCGCCUCGCGCCAUAGUAUCCGUGGAGGAGAUUAAACAUGAGAAGUACUUUGUGCCCGUCAUGGACGGCUUCAAGCAAUACACCGACCUCCAAGAUUCCAUCUCCUUUCACCAUGGCACCGCAACCGCCAUGGAUCUCAAGAAUCGCACCGUCACCGUCACCCUACCAAAUGAUGAAAUCGAGGAGCUGAACUACUACGCUCUCAUAAUCGCCACAGGAGUUCGCUCACCAACUCCUUUGACAACCUUACAUGGCGACCACACAAUCUCCACCACGGCUCUGGAAAAUAUGAAUGUCAAGUUGACCACGGCUCAAGACGUCGUCAUUGGUGGUGGUGGGCCCGUGGCUGUAGAGACUGCUGGCGAGAUCGGCAGCCGCUUCCAGGGCCGCAAUGCGAAAGUCACAUUAAUCACUGGAGCAGAAAAACUCCUCCCUCAAUUGUCUCAAGCCCGCGCGACCAAGGCCGAGGGCUUGCUCAAGAAAGUGGGCGUUACAGUCCGAUACAGCACCAAAGUCAGCAACUCCCGGGAUACCGAGGAUGGCAAGGUUGAGGUCACAUUGGACGAUGGGACCGUUUUGCACUGCGAUGCCUACAUUCCGGCCUUCGGCGUUGUGCCUAAUACCGAAUUCCUUCCCGCUCAGCUGAAAUCCGCCACGGCCCAUGUUGCCACCACUGAGUCCACUCUGCGCGUCGAUGCCGCCGGUCCGCGGGUGUAUGCGGCGGGUGACGUGGCCGGUGUUGACAAUGGCGGUGUGAUCAACAUGUACACUUCCCUGCCUGUGCUGGGCGCCAACCUCGCCCACGACCUCUUUGAGGAUGCCAAAGUGGGCAAAUUCUCCGAGAGAAAAUACGCCUUCAAGCCCCACGGGACGCACGUCGUUCCGAUCGGACCCAAGACCGGCGUGGGCGCGGUCUAUGGCUUUGGACUGCCGGGCUUCGUUGUGGCCUUCGCCAAGGGAAAAGAUUAUCUGGGUGGAAACAUUUCCGAGUUCAGCGAAGGCAAGAAAUUUACAAAGGCAUAAAAGGAGGCUCUGGUGUCGAGCAAUGUUACGAGUGGAUAGGUCGUGUUUGUUGGAAGAAUACCCCAUGUCGGAAGAAGGAUUGCUAUCUUCACGACAAGUGAUCUUGGAAUAGUGUAUGAAGAUGAGAGUACUAAUAAUCUUGAGAGCAUAAUGAUUGACCACAAUACCAACGAGCAGGAUCAAGCAUCGUCAUCCGUUUUUCAAGUCGAAAGUCUCA